CGCCGAUGACGUCAUAAUGUGACGUCACGCGUUUCCAGUGCUAUGGCGUACCAGGAAGAGGAGACGCUCGAGUCUUGGCUCAAUAAAGCCACCCAUCCAACAAACAGGCAGGAGGACUGGGAGUACAUUAUAGGCUUCUGUGAUCAGAUCAACAAGGAACUAGAAGGUCCUCAGAUAGCAGUAACAUUACUCGUCCACAAAAUCCAGUCACCACAAGAAUGGGAAGCAAUUCAGGCUCUAACAGUAUUGGAGGCAUGCAUGAAGAACUGUGGGAGAAGGUUUCAUAAUGAAGUAGCAAAAUACAGAUUUUUGAAUGAGCUGAUAAAAGUUGUGUCUCCAAAGUACAUGGGUGACAGCGCGCCCGAAAAGGUGAAGAUGAAGAUCAUAGAGAUGCUGUACAGUUGGACGGUUGUUUUUCCAAACGAGGCCAAGAUAAUUGAAGCCUAUGAGACACUGAGAAGACAGGGCCUCGUCACACGGGACUUGGAGUUACCGCUGGACAGGACUCUGAUUUCCUCUCCACCGACACGGCCCAAACAUCCGGUGUUUGACAAUGAAGACAUGGGCAAGCUACUCACUGAACUUCUCCGGAGUAAAAACCCAGAGGAUCUGCAGGAAGCCAACAGGUUGAUCAAAAACAUGGUGAAAGAGGACGAGGCGCGCGUGCAGAAGGUUACGAAGCGUAUGCACACGCUGGAGGAGGUGAACAUCAACGUCAAGCUGCUGACUGAGAUGUUGAUCCAUUACAGUAAAGAUGGCUCCAGUGACUCGGACAAGGAGAUCAUGAAGGAACUUUACGAUCGCUGUGAAAAGCUGCGUCGUGCUGCUUACAAAAUGGCCACUGAAACGGAGGACAAUGAUGCCAGUUUGGGCGACAUUCUUCAGGCCAGCGAUGACCUCUCCAAGGUCAUCAACUCCUAUAAGAAGGUCAUCGAGGGGCAACCAAUUAGCGACGACCCUGGUGACCCUCAUUCCACAGCCGGCCCCCAGGUAGAAGAAAUCACUGACACACUAAUCGACCUCACAGACCUGGACGCUUCAAGCCCUCCUCAACUCGCACCCCCUCCUUCGCAGUCCUCUGUUCUCAUCUCAACCAAUCCCGCAGCUGUCCCCAUCCCUGUGUUGCCUCCUCCUCCUAAACGCCUGGGUGGGUCCCACGGAAGUCAGACCAGCAGCCCGAGUCACCCAGUGCUGGAUAAGGCCUCUGCUUCCCUCUCUCUGCUUGACGACGAGCUGCUGUCCCUGGGACUGACUGACCCGCCUUCUGUGAGCAGCCAAUCAACACCCAAGUUGAAUGAGACGUCACGUCAGUGGAGCUCCUUGCAGAUGUCAGCGACAAGUGCAGUCAUGUUUGACAGCAUGGCUUGUUCUGGUCCAGUGUUGCCCUCAGCUGAACCAUCUGCCACCACGCACAAUCUCCAGAACCUUCAGGAUCUCUCUAUGAUUGGCUUUGGAGAACAGAAGAGUUUGUCCGGACAAAUGACGAGGGGAAGCAGCUUUGGGACACCCAUGGCUGCACCUCCUCUCUUACUUGCACAAGGCUCUCCCUCUUCAUCUGCACUCCUUCAGGGUUCACUACCCGGUUCUCCUGCUGUGUCUCAUAACAAAGCAAAGACCCUGGCCUCGGCCCCCGGCAGCCCAUUGUUCCGCUCGCUAUCCCCCUGCCACCCUCCUCUCCAGGGAAGCCCCAUCAAAGCUACAGAGGUCUCCAUGAGCAACGUGCACGUUCCUCUGGAGGCCAUCAGACCGAGUAAAGUGCUGCCUGUGACAGCCUACGACAAAGAUGGAGUUCGCGUGCUGCUCAACUUUGCUUCUGACUGUCCCCCUGGCCGGCCUGAUGUGCUAGUGAUGGUGGUGUCCAUGCUCAACACAGCGCCCCUACCUGUUCACAGUGUGCAGCUGCAAGCUGCUGUGCCCAAGUCAAUGAAGGUCAAGCUGCAGCCUCCAUCUGGAACAGAAUUGGCAGCGUUUAAUCCAAUCCUACCUCCAGCCUCCAUCACACAGAUCAUGUUACUGGCCAACCCAACAAAGGAGAAGGUGCGUUUGCGCUACAAGUUGGCCUUCACACUGGGAGAGCGUUUGUGCAACGAGGUCGGAGAGGUGGACCAGUUCCCUCCACCAGAGACAUGGGGUCAUCUAUAGCAGGCCCUGCCGGCGCGCCGUGAAGGGGCAUUCAGCUGUAAUAUUUCAGCUAAACAUUCCUGCUAAGAUUUUCUUUUCACCACUGCUGCUCAUGUCAGUGAGUUCCAUGCAGCUCUUGUGCAAUAUUCUGCAGAUGGCAGACAACAAAAAAGCACUGGUAAAUAGGGCAGCCUCAUGUGUUAGUGGGUUUUCUCAAAGUACAGUAGAAUGCAUCUAAAUGUGCUCUGAACAGGAUCAUUUAUAAAAGCUUGGUUUAGUCACUGCCUGGGUUGGUUAAUGGACGAUUACAGUGACAUUUUCCAGAGGUGUGGUCAUUGUGACAGAGUUAAUUUUGGUGAUCUGAGUCUGCAUUGUAAGAUUUAUCAAAUGUUGACAUUUCACUGUCUCACUUUGUGAUGUCACAUGGUCUUAAUGGGAGUAAAUAACCAGAGGUUUUACUUGUGCUGUCCGUUGGCCGCGAUGACCUCGUUGGAGCUCUGAGUGCAGGUCUGCUUUAUUUAUUUCCCCACUUUCCUUUCUGUUGUAAAAUUGGAUUUUUGUGUCUUUUUGAUGUGUGUACUCUAGUGAGUUAUGUUGCAUUAUCUUAGCAGUGUUACAGAUUAACUAGAAGCACAUACCUCUGGGAAGGCUCAAAACCUACACUCUGCUCAAAAUGCACAUCUCACUUUUUUGUUUUGUUUUUUAGGAAUUUCCACCGG
Thalassophryne amazonica is the source of this 2840-nucleotide messenger RNA. RefSeq names its product golgi associated, gamma adaptin ear containing, ARF binding protein 3b (gene gga3b). Gene Ontology annotation, molecular function: ubiquitin binding; small GTPase binding; phosphatidylinositol binding. The record is from RefSeq and is a predicted model, not a curated record. Gene Ontology annotation, biological process: intracellular protein transport; vesicle-mediated transport. The coding region runs from base 43 to 2142 and encodes 699 amino acids. The transcript has 17 exons. Lineage: Eukaryota; Metazoa; Chordata; Actinopteri; Batrachoidiformes; Batrachoididae. Gene Ontology annotation, cellular component: trans-Golgi network.